AUGGAGGAGAACGGGCGCGCGGUGGAGCUGCUGCAGGAGGCGCUGCAGACGCUGCAGAACGAGGCCAACGCGGCCGGCGGCGCCGCGGGGCCCCGCGGCCACAACGGCGUGGCGUCGACGCGCGCCGAACUGCGCUCGCUGCACUUGUGGCGCGCCAUCAUCGCCGAGUGCGUCGGCGCCUUCCUCUUCGUGCUGCUCGUGUGCGGCGCCGCCGCCCACCACGCCGACGCCACGGCCCUCGCCAUCGGCGCCGCCGCCGCCGCACUCGUCCUCUGCUUCGACGCCGUCUCCGGCGCACACCUGAGCCCGGCGGUGACCUUCGCCCUGGCAGCAACCAGAAACAUUUCGCCCAUCAGGGCCGUCAUGUUCAUCGCCGCGCAGUGCGGCGGCGGAAUCGCCGGCGCCGCCCUCCUCUACGGGAUGAGCGCGAGCCCCGGCAUGCUGCAGCUGGCGGUGCUGCCAGGUGCCACCUCCGCCGCGCCCUGGCAGCUGUUCACGCAGGAGGUCGUGCUCACCUUCCUCGUCGCCCUCUGCUACUUCGUCUCCAGCGGCGCCGCCAAGGCGCCCGCCGUCGGCGCCGCCUACCUCGCCGCCACCCUCACAGCAACGCAGGCACCUGCGUUGAACCCUGCGAGGGCGCUGGGCCCGUCGUUCGUGCUGCACAGGUGGGAGGCCCACUGGGUCUUCUGGGUGGGGCCGCUGCUGGGCGCCCUGCUCGCCGGAGCCCUCUACGAAUUCAUCCUGAACCCUAGCAAGUUCAGCCAACGCAACAAAGGCUCGAGCUACGCAGACUCGUCUAGCGUGCGUAGCGACCCUGACAACUAUGAGGACCUGGACAAGGGCUGCGCCUACAACAGCCUCAGGAAUCGACAGCCCAUCAGCCCCAUUUCACCAGGCUUGGCGAGCGCGAGCAACUACUGCCUGAACAUCAAGAGCGCGGCGGCGGCGAACGCGGAGCCGAUCUACUCGCCGCGCUCCAUGUACAGCAAGUCGCCGGCGCUGACCAGGGCGAACCUGAACCGCAGCCAGUCGGUGUACGCCAAGUCUCCGCCGGGGCCGCCGCCGGGGAUGGGCGUGCCCGGCAGGGCGCCACUGUCGCCCGCGCAGUCGCUUUACCCUGGCAUGGUGUGCCGCACGUUCAACGUGCCACGCCCCUCGCACACGAGCGUCUACCAGCUCAGGUCGCAGCCGCACGAGCCCAUCUACGGCCAGCGGCAGCCGUCCGCCAGCCCCGAGUCCUCCUCCUACGGCUCCUACAAGCUGCCCGCCAAGCCCCCAAGGGACUUUUCCUCCCUCAACUCGCCCGCUGUCAAUUACUGAAAAUUCCGACUGAGCAAAGAAUGUCAACCAUUUAGUUUUUUUUUUUACUUUCGUCAUCGCAAGGAUUUCUCCUUCAAAACAGCUGAAGAGGGGGGCGUAACCAAGAGAAUAGUACAUGGCGGCGCGGACAUUCCGCUAAUAGGGGGCGUGGUGCGCCAUGUUUAUUGUUUUCCCUUGGCAACGCCCCCUCUUCAGCUGUUUUGACGCACGAAACAUCCCAAUUGUAAGAAAACUGGGAAAACUAUUCAAAUUUUGUCGUGUCAGUCUUCCAAUUUAGUUUAAGACUGUCUUUGUCGAUUUCUCUGAGCCCAAAAAUCGAUUCCUGAGGGUCAAAUUAGGUACAGAGGACGUUUUUCCGACCAAAAAAUCCAGAACGACGUGCGAAUUUUUUUCCCGCCAAAAAAAUUCGCACGUUUUUAACGGAAAAAAGAUACAUUUUGACCAAUUCGACCCUCAGGAAUCGAUUGGUGAGCUCAGAAAACGUGUCAGAGACCUUCUUUAAGGAGAGCGAUGGUUGCAAAUAUUAUUCCUAGCGGACGAUGCAUUUUUAAUUUUAUUUCUGCGUGUUUGAGGAAUCGGCUAUCACUGCCCAGGCAAAAAUCGGUCUGCAGAUACGUGCUGCACUCGAAUUAAAAGACAAAAUUUGUAAUUCUAGCCUGCAAUUAAAUUUAGGAAAACAUUCCCGGCCAGCGCCCUUUGACCGCCUGGAAACGCGAUUAAAAACCUAGUUCAACGAUUUACCGCGGUGCUCAAUUUUGAGAAAUUCCAAAAGCUGCGUAAUUUAUGUAAGAAAGUGUACAAACUGCGACGGUAUUUACUCAAUCCUAGGCUAGGACUCUUGCAUUAUUUUAUUUUGUAAAUCCAAAGAAGUAUUUAUACGGACUGCCUCUUUUAUACAAAGAUUUUCUGUAAUAAAACGAGCUUCGAAUACGAA
Messenger RNA from Cloeon dipterum, 2254 nucleotides. Its product is annotated as neurogenic protein big brain-like. The coding region runs from base 1 to 1320 and encodes 439 amino acids. NCBI's taxonomy places the organism in Eukaryota, Metazoa, Arthropoda, Insecta, Ephemeroptera, Baetidae. The transcript is spliced from 6 exons. Gene Ontology annotation, biological process: transmembrane transport. The record is from RefSeq and is a predicted model, not a curated record. Gene Ontology annotation, cellular component: plasma membrane. Gene Ontology annotation, molecular function: channel activity.